GCUAGUUUCUUUCUCUUCUAAGCUCUGCUGUGUAAACUCAAAUAUAAUUACUUGAUCCCACUUUUAAUUCAUUAAAGAUAAACUUUUAUUUUAUUUUUAUUUUAUACUUCAUAUUCUGUGAUUUUGAUUGUGAAAUAAAAAUGGUGGCAAAAACCCCACCAAAGCAAAGGAAAAUUAUGGUGGCUUCUCCAUUAAGCCCUACUCUUCUUAGAGAGACUGUUAAGAAGGUGGAUCAAUGUAUGGCAAGAUUGCAAGAGCUUCAAUAUACAGUAACAGGAGGAAAUAAAGUGGUUGCUGGUGUUAAACUUAGCCCUAGAAGUACUAAAUCUUACUUAAAAACCAGUCUUAGAUGCAAACAAGAAUCUAUUAGGAUUAGAAACAAUGCAUCAAAGAAAUCUCCUGUAGGAAAAUUGCCAGCAAGUGUGAUAGGGGAAUGGAGAAGAAUGUCAUUAUCAACAAUGUUAGUAGGAGAAACCGUAGCUGAAAUCCUUCAAGCAAGUAAAAUCACAAGAGAUUUCAUGGGAAAUGCCAAAAUUGAAGAUCCGAAAACACCCCUUCCAAGGAAACAGAAACCAAGCUCAGAAAAAACCCCAAUCGAAACUCGAAGAAAAAGGGAAAAACAGCAUCAAUUUCGUAUAAUUCGAGCUGAAUCCGGCACUCCUUCAUCACGAAAAGCUCGAUCCAAGAUUAAUUUUAAGGUUUCACCAGAUAAAAGAUCAGAAAUUGUGAGAGAAAAGAAUGGAAGUAAUGGUAGUAUUAGGUAUACCACAAACAGAGUAUCGCCAAAGCAUAAACCUUGGGUUAAAAAAACUGUGCUUUUCCCAAAUCCGGUGUUUCAUUCCUCACCCAAUUCAAAACCGAAUCAAUUUCGCAAGAAAAAUUGUGAAUCGAACCCUAAAAGAAUAGAAACUCCUCACAAAUUUCUGGUAAAAUCCCCUGUGAAAAUCAAGAGUCCACAUAAGGGUUUAAACUCUGUUUCCCCUGUUUCAAAAACAACAAUUUUGAGUAGGAAGUCUCCUCCAAAAAUGGGUAAUUCUUCAAUGGCUUCAAAAUUGAGAAGAUCGCUGUCGCCUUCGAGAUUGGCGAAUCGAUUAGUUUCUCCAUUGAAGGGAAGAAGGAUUUCAUUGAAUGGUGGUAGUUUUGAUGGUGGAGUUAUGAAACAGAGGACUCCUGCUUUGAUGAUGAUGCCACUGAGGUUUUCUUCUACAAGAACUUCUAAUAUUGGAAUUCAAGAUUAAUGUGUUUGAUGUUGUCAAAACAUAUUUUGAUGUUUACAAUGAUAUUUUCUCAAUGUCUAUAGUUCGUAUAUCAAUACAUGUGGUUAUUUGGCCAGUUCAUGGAAGUAUAUAUCUCACUAGAAGUAUAUGCAACUCAUUCUUUGCUUCUACAAUUUCCACAGUGAAGGGAAUAUUAUUUUCUCUCUUCCAAAAUAUUAGCUAACAUUUGUUUUUUUUAUGAGGUCCAAAGUAUUAAUUCAAUCGUUAAUAUCUCUAAUUAUGUAUAUUAAAAUUAUUAAAAUAUGAUAUUAAUAAUCUUUACAUUAG
Messenger RNA from Amaranthus tricolor (Joseph's coat), 1544 nucleotides. RefSeq names its product probable microtubule-binding protein TANGLED. The record is from RefSeq and is a predicted model, not a curated record. Bases 141 to 1238 code for a protein of 365 amino acids. NCBI's taxonomy places the organism in Eukaryota, Viridiplantae, Streptophyta, Magnoliopsida, Caryophyllales, Amaranthaceae. Gene Ontology annotation, biological process: regulation of phragmoplast microtubule organization. Gene Ontology annotation, molecular function: microtubule binding. The transcript has 4 exons.